AUGGGCCCUUAUGAUGCUAUGCCUCCCAGGACGAAGUUUUACGUCUUCUACUGGGAGGGCAAAGAUCAUGAUGGGAUCGACUUGAGCAGCUUGAAGUCCUGCAGUUCUUGUGGGAAGCUGCGAGAUCCCUGGCGCUUCCGGCUCGACAACGUGCAGGCAUGUCUCCGGUCGUGCACCAAGGAAGGCGAGAUCUUCCGCGAGGAGGUCGCCGAGUUCUGGUGCGUUUCCCCCUGGACAAUCGUAUCCUACAACCUGCCAAAGUUCGCGGCAUACCUGUCCAAGAAGGGGACCAAGGCCCUGACAGAGAAUGUGGUUCUCGGCACAGCCAUGUCCAUAUACCAAGGCACCCCACAGAAGCUUGAGCCUGGCGUAUCUGUGCAAAAUUUAGGCUAUGAAGUGACCUGGCAGAACUGGCUAUGGUGGCGGGCUGGUGUCCUGAAGUCACGGGCACAGAAGAACGGCAGGAAGUGCGUGGUAAUGCAUUUGGAUGGCUCGGGAGAUGAGCUCUUGAACCACCCGAAGCCUUCGUCGGCCGAGCAGGACAUCGAGUCAGUGAUUCUACUCCUUGGUGGUCCUGAUGGUAUCAAGCCGGGAGUUGCUCGUGAGAUGCAUAACAUUCUGUCGCAAAAGUCGCACGCCUACCUCAAGGUCAGGCUUCCUGGUGGAAAGCAGCAUUCCAACGUGGCUAUCGGAGAUUUGUUCAUGGCGCAUGAUCGGGGAAGCUUGCUGCAUGACGUUCAACAGCGGCUGAAGAUGGGCAAAGAGAAGUACGCAGAGUUCAAGGACGGUGUGUCCACUCUGAUGGACUUGAUCGCCGACAGCUACGAGAAUCACGAGGAGGCCAUGCAGAUGCUGCAGAAGCUCAAGGCAGUUGCUGCCGGGCAGAGACAUGCUGACGGUGACAACUCCCAGAAGCUCACUCCAGAGAAGGCUGCCCUGUCCUCGAUCAAGCUCAGCCAGCAACAGCUGUAG
Messenger RNA from Symbiodinium sp. CCMP2456, 972 nucleotides. The record is from the annotation of a GenBank genome assembly. Lineage: Eukaryota; Dinophyceae; Suessiales; Symbiodiniaceae.